AUGAGCAGCGCCUACAGGGGCGCCACUGAAAGCCGCGUUGCAGCGGUCGUUGAAACCACAGGUGGGCCUCGUGCCGGAGAUGCCUGCUUCCACUGCAGCGUGACUCGGACCCUCGGUUCCCGGCUGGCGUCAUCCGAUUCAACUCAAGUCGUCGACUAUGUGCCAGAAGACGCCGACUCUGCUCUGAAGGAUCCUGAUGAAGCUAAAAAAGAAAAGCAGCUUGCUGAAGUUAUCACUAUUGAUACACCAAUGGACAUCUCAUGCCUUACCGGCGUACCUGAAGAGCACAUAAAAACGCGACGUGUACGCAUCUUCAUCCCUGCCCGCAAUGCCAUGCAGUCUGGAACCUACAACACACAUAAAUGGAAGAUGGAGUUUGACAUGCGUGAACGUUGGGAGAACCCACUCAUGGGCUGGUCCUCCACGGGUGAUCCCUUGUCCAACAUGAACUUGGAUUUUACAACCAAGGAGGCUGCCAUGGCAUUUUGUGAGAAGAAUGGUUGGGACUACUAUGUUGAUGAGCCUGCACCAAAGAGGCCACCACGAAAGAACUAUGGUGAUAACUUCUCCUGGAACAAGAGAACGAGAGUGUCCACAAAAUAAUCCGAUGCCAGACAGAAGGUUUUAAAAAAAUGCGGUUAGCAAGAUAGAUGUGUAACAAAUAAAACUGCCUCAACUCUGUG
Molecule: messenger RNA, 683 nt
Organism: Dermacentor albipictus
Lineage: Eukaryota; Metazoa; Arthropoda; Arachnida; Ixodida; Ixodidae
Source: RefSeq, a predicted model, not a curated record